This is a messenger RNA of Cynoglossus semilaevis (tongue sole), 3308 nucleotides long. Its product is annotated as kinesin-like protein KIF2A. Bases 2664 to 3008 code for a protein of 114 amino acids. Lineage: Eukaryota; Metazoa; Chordata; Actinopteri; Pleuronectiformes; Cynoglossidae. The record is from RefSeq and is a predicted model, not a curated record. The transcript has 3 exons.
UACAAGAAAAUUCUAAUAGUUCAAAAUACAGUACUGAGAGAAAAAGUACUUUAUGCGUUGGAGGAUGUGGAGGUGGCAGCAAGGGUAACACUGUAACACUGAGUCUGAAACGCCUCUCCCUCUGGGCCUAACUCUCCGAAUGAAGAUAAGUUUUAAAUAUUGUGAUGUUGACGUAAAAGGAGGAACUAAUGCGCGUGGCUCAACAAUGUAGUCGGAUCUUUCCGUUCGUUGCACCACUGUAAACGGAAGCUUUGAUGACGUUUGCUGAUGAAGAUGAGCACAAGAAACUAAUACCGCGAACAUCGAUGGACAGGUCGAUUUACAGCUCUACGUAAAACCAUGGAUAGACCGCAAGUAAACAAGCAGGAGUCGUUAUUCGAUGAUGUGUGGGAUAAAGUGCUGAAUGUUCAUGGACACUAAGCUAAGUUAAAGGCUAGGCUAAACUCAGCGAGCGAGCACUGUGUACUGACUACUGUUGGGCAGAGGGAGUCAGAACAAAAUGAAGACUGAUUUCGUACAAACUUUUUCAGUGAGCUUGAAACACGGUUUUUUAGAAAUAAAAAAGAACCUUAUUUGUUCCUUUAGAGUUCCGAAGUUUGAGUUGUUGUUUUGUUUGUUUUUUAGUCCUACGGACUGUAAAAUAGCAGCUGCCCCAGUGAGUACAGCGUCUUGUUGAACAAAGUUUUAUACAUCAAAUCAGUGGUUUUCAAACUUUUUAUACUCUGUACCACCUGAGAAAACAUUGAGUACCACCAUGAGGACCAACAUUAGAAUACUGCAGCCUAGGCCUUCCCCGUUAGCUUCCGCCACAGGAGAGAUGUUUAUAAAUGAUUAGAAAGAUGUUUAAAUGUUGUAUUAAUUGUGCAUGGCAUGUUCAUGGUAAGAUUUAUUCAGUUGAAAAUGUAAAUGUGAAAAUAUGAAUUUUCCUCACGUACCACUAGAGAGCGCUCACGAACCACUGGUGGUACACGUAUCACAGUUUGAGAACCACUGCAUUAAAGCUUGUGAAAACAUAACUUAGAUCCACGAUGAAUGACGGUAGAUUAAUCUGGGUGUAUUGUGCAUUGAGUCUAGAAGGGCAAGGGUAUUUAAUAUAGAUCAUUAUUAUUAAUAUUGGUUAGUUAUCUAGAAAUCACCAAAACCGCAGAAUACAGUUGCUGUAACAGUAAUGCAGUCCAGGUAGGUGUUGUUAAAAAUUGUAUCACUUUUUGUACUUGUUUUUCAAAUGUGAUAUUUUGAAGUAUUUACAAUGGGUGAUCACUAGUUUUAUAAAAAACAAAUAAAUAAAUAAAAAUGAAUCAUUUAAGAUUUCGAAUCUUUGUCUUUUUUGUUCAAUGUGCCCCUCUGACUACACUACUGGACCCACUCAGGCCCCCCUCAGUGAAAUUGGUCAGGAACCGCCACUGCUUUAAUGUAUUCAAUUCAUCACUAUCGUGUUGCUGAAAAGUGUUUUGCUUUUAAGAGUUGCCUUUAUCUAAUCCAUAACAGUGAUUUCUUGCCGUGGGGACACAACUUAAAUCACCUCUUUGCACAUUUUGUAGUAGUAUUGAAUGCAGAAACACUAAGCUACAUUUAUACAUGGCUCUGUGAUCAGAUUAAUAUAAAACGUAAUGUUAUACAGUAUCAGAGUGUGAUGAUCACAACUAAAAUGAAACAAAGGUAGAAACUGCUGCAUAAAUUGUUUUGGAAUGUUUUAAAUGUCGCUCAGUUAUGUUUUUAAUCUGUGCCACACAAACUGGGUGCAAAUCAAAGGCAGUGUCCUUUAUCUACUAUAACUCUGUUCCAACGAACACUAAGAGUAGAAACGACAAUUGUAAAAUAAGAGAAGAAAAAGUAAUAAAUAAAUACAUUGAACACAGUGAUGCCACUGGAAAUGACAAAAUUCUAACUGCACUCCUUUUUAAACUAUUCAUAGAAGUCAUUACUAAGACGUUCUGCAAUUUUACCCCUGAGGUCCAAAAAACAAAAUAAUAGAGACAUUUGUAGAUAAUAUUAUAUUGAAAUUAUACGAACAACACAAAAUAUGGCAAAAUAGAUUUUUUUUUUUUUUAAAAUAAGUACAAUUUUACUUGGAAGACCGCAGAGAAGAUGUAGGAAACAGUUGUUUGGUUUGUCUACUUAGUAUACCCUAAGGGGCAAAGAAUGGGGAGUGAUAGAGGCAAAUUAUCUCUCAUAGCGCCCCCUAGGAAGCAGCCAAAAGAAAGAAAUAUAUGUAGGGUAAAAUUCAGCCGUUUAGAUUUUAAUUCAGUGGUGUAGUGCAUAGCUGUAUUGACACGUAAUGAUUUUAGAGUGAGCUGAAAUGAUGUUUUUUUUUUGAAGAGGGGUAAUAAUCUUAACUAUUAUUACUAGUAUUUUCUAAAGUUUUGUGAAAAAAAUUAGCGUAAAAUAACAUUCAUUUAUUUAUUCUAAGUACGUUCAUACGGUAAGAUUCUCUAAUGGCGUACAUUAGGAACAAAAACCUAUUUUAAUGCCAAAUGAUGGGGUGAUGCUAAUGCGCAUGCGCACUGACUCCUCUCUCCUGUCCUCUCUCCUCCUGUGAACAACCGACAGUGACCUCGGUUUCUGCAGCGCUACAUCAUAACUUGGCCUGGCACCGCGCUCACACACACUCUGUGCCACACACACACUCUCGCUUGAACUGCAGGAGGAAAACACAGGCUGAGAUGACCGCGCUGUUCGGGAAGGUCUUCGUGGGCGUGUAUGUGGAGAUAAAACGGAGUGACGGACGAAUACAUCCAGCGAUGGUCACAUCCCUGCAUGAGGACAGUGAGAGCGUGACUGUGGAGUGGAUUGAGAAUGGGGACACCAAGGGUAAAGAGAUUGACCUGGAGAGCAUCUUUGCUCUGAAUCCAGAUGUUGCUCCUGAUGAGGAGAUUCCACAGAGUCCUGAGCCUCCUCUUCAUUCCUCCAGUGUUGCCAAAGCCAACAGAGUUCCUAAGGUAUACUAUACCUCUAAUCACCAUCAUCUAUCUGUAAUACACCACCUUGUUUCACAGAAGUCACAAUAGUAUCAUGAUGUUUCCCAUUAAGUUUUACUUUGGCCCUCGACAGUCACAUCUGAUUUUGCCAUAAAAAACAAGAUACAAGUAAUGAUAAUAAACAGCAGUCCUCUAAUUUCUUAUCUCAAAAAAGAUAAAACCAUAGACCAUAAAUUACAUGUGGAAUUGGGAUCUUGAGAUAAAAUUUUUAGGAAAAAACCCUCAAACUGCUCUUAUUUGAUGAGAAUCAUGCAGACAAGAUCAAAUAAAAAAAUCUUACAUCAUCAAAUUAUCUUUUUCAACACCUGACCAAAAAUGAAAGGCUAAAAA